Suillus discolor is the source of this 2602-nucleotide messenger RNA. RefSeq lists its product as uncharacterized. The record is from RefSeq and is a predicted model, not a curated record. NCBI's taxonomy places the organism in Eukaryota, Fungi, Basidiomycota, Agaricomycetes, Boletales, Suillaceae. The coding region runs from base 201 to 2399 and encodes 732 amino acids. Gene Ontology annotation, molecular function: metal ion binding. The transcript is spliced from 7 exons.
CCGGUGGAGGGCGCUCACGCUGCACAACCAGUGCCCUGACGGGCUCACGAUUCUGAUUUUGGUCGUCGUCAUUCCGACAGGUGUCCCAGGUUUCCUUGUACACCAUCCUGGUUGUUCACACUAACUUGGACGCACGGCGUGUUCACCUCACUACAAGUUGCUUUGCAGACCUUUUGUAUAUCCAAUUGCUCAGCUGAGCUAUGGAUUCACCGCCUAAUGUCCCGUAUCAGGCCUACAAAUCGAAACGACAUUCCCGAGCAGUCUCGUCUAUCCAUCUGGUUCCCAAUGUCUCCCCGCCGCCUAUGUCCCGCCCAUCGAGCAUGGCAUCAAUCCCCCCUUCUGUUCCAGCGCCUACAUUCACUCGUCCACACGAAUACUAUGAGUCUGAGAAGGUCUUGACAGUCUCCACAGAGUAUCCAAAUGUCAUCACAGUCGUAACAGACAAGACACGAGCACCCAGCGUCGAUAUCGUACAUUCGAGGGACCUUUCUUCCUCACCGACUACUAAUGGCUCAUCAACUAGUACCGAGUUACCUUCCCCAACAAGCAUUGAUGUUGCGUUGCCAGAUCCUGUCCAGACACCCGUACCCGAUGAGGAGCCAGUUCCACGUACAAAUGGCAAAGACAAAGAGAUGGAAUUACCAAUUUCAUCUCCUGCAUCUUCCGUAACAAAGCUUCCUCCUACUUCUCCGAAACCAUCCAAGUUCAGGCGCCUUCGUCCUCCCCCUGCAAAAUCCCCACUCGCUUCGCCUCUCCGACCACCCGUUACCCACUCCCCCGCACCAUCGACAUCCAGCCGCCAACUCGACGCACUGCAUGCAUUGCAUUCACCCGUGAUGCACAGCCGUGUCACCUCAGUUACAUCAGUAAUAUCAGAUAGUGGUAAACUACCUCCGUCAGUCUUACUUCCAAGAGCAAGCGCGCCUUUUGCUCAGAACAUCAUCAGUCCACCCCCGCGCUCGUCUUCGAUGGUCGCACCCCUGCCACCGCCGAAACUCUAUUCACCGACACCAACACCAGGACCUCUACUGCCACCUUCUUCAUCAGCCCCAGUAUCAGCAACAACCUCAACCUCAGGUUCUCCUGCAGCGUCAACUCCUUCCCUCCCCUCCACCUCAUCCGCACCUGCAUCUUCCUCUGCACAAAUACGUACAUCCACCCCUACGCGGUCUGCAGCACCCUACCGUCCAGGUUUUCAGCCCAAGGGUGUGUAUCGGCCCCGCACGGAUGAAUUUGCUGAAUACCGGACGAAACGUGUUGACGAGGGGCGGAUAGAACAGACAAAGCUAGAGCGUAGGCUCGAAAAGCUUAUCGCUCUGCAUUUUCCUGUGGAGAAUUCUGUUGAGAAGGGCGUGGGUGCGAGGAAAGAUGAGGUUAGUGUCAAUGGAAGGGGAAUGGAAAAGAGGAGGGCUUCGUCGUUUUUUAAUCUCGACCUUAAGAAUAUGGAUGCGAGUGAACUGUGGAAAGGGGUAUUGCAAAGCCAAAUGAUACAGGGCUCCAACGGUGAUACUCGAGCUGCAGAGCAGCGGAUAACACCUUGGCAGGACGAUGCUGCCGUAUCUAAAUGUCCUUUAUGCCUCGCGUCCUUUCAUCCACUCACAAACCGUAAACACCAUUGCCGCCUCUGCGGUACCAUCAUCUGCAGUCUUCCUCCAAAGCUCCCGCAACGCCAGAGCCCCUGUUCAGUGCUUUUCGUCGUCGAUGCCAAGACGCGGCGCAUCGAGGAGGUCGGGGAGGGCGUCGAUUACGGUGUGCGUCGUGCGGGUGCUGGCGAGGAGGAGAAAUUUCUCCGCGGCGUCAGAAUAUGCCGUAGCUGCAGGCCUGUGCUCACGCGACAGCAGUAUUGGCAGGAGAUGGCGAGCGUACCGCCGUUUGUAAGGUUCUAUGAUGCAUUCAUUAGUCUCGAGAAAGAGAUCGAGGAUGCGAUUCCCCAGUUUCAGGACCUGCUUCUUACACUCAGUAAUGACGACCAGCCAACUAAAGAAGCGUCCGCAGCACGGAAGCGUCUCCUGGAUGCCUUUGCUCAAUAUGAUGUUUUGGCCAAACGGAUACGUGACAUUCCUUGCAAUACAGGGUCUUCCCAGAACCACGUGCAGCUCGCAGUUCUCAGCAGGGCGAAUCUAUUUUUGCAGAAGCAUAUGUUCCCAUUACAGUCCCUGCCCAAGCCUAAAAAGCGUGAUUCAACAUCGUCACCUGUCCCUUUCGAGACACCACUUGUGGACCCCGAUUCAGACCUCGCCCAUACACUACAACCGCUUCUAGAACAAGAGGCUCUUCUCGAAUCCUUUGUCGGCGAGGCGAUGGCGCAUCGCAAGUUCGAAGAUGCGAAGACGCUUAAGGCGAACCUCGCCGAAAUCAGAGCCGAAAUCGAUCGUAUGCUAGGUGAUGCUGUGCGGUGAGAUGGAGACGCGCAUGGGGUGAUUAUAGCCGGGGUAAUCAUAGCUGGUUGACGACUCAUUCAUACACGCAAACACGAUACUAUCUUAUGAAUCUACCAUUACAUCCGCAUCCUCAUUUUAUCGCUCUGAUAGAUCUUAUGCUUUGGGACCCUCUUAUUUCACAUACACACUACCUUCAUGUAGGAUCCAGCAUAAUAUAGGCA